Athalia rosae (coleseed sawfly) is the source of this 6022-nucleotide messenger RNA. It is a transcript of the gene smg, whose product is annotated as protein Smaug homolog 1. The record is from RefSeq and is a predicted model, not a curated record. Lineage: Eukaryota; Metazoa; Arthropoda; Insecta; Hymenoptera; Athaliidae. Gene Ontology annotation, biological process: regulation of DNA-templated transcription; negative regulation of translation; nuclear-transcribed mRNA poly(A) tail shortening. Gene Ontology annotation, cellular component: P-body. The transcript is spliced from 9 exons. Bases 389 to 2245 code for a protein of 618 amino acids. Gene Ontology annotation, molecular function: protein binding; translation repressor activity; mRNA binding.
AUCAUUUCAUUGGUUAAAGGUAAACGAGAAGAUGGUUGCCCUAAAGUUAUCAGUCGCUCAGUGUGGUCACGUAGGCCAGUCGGCAGACACAAAAAACGCCUAAAAUGUUAUAAUACUGUAAUUUUGUGAGAAUUUUCUGUGAUUGAUCGUGAAAUCAGUUAGCAACCUAGUUUCGGGAACGGGCCUGGCACGACAUACUGAACCAGUAGUUAACAUAGCUGAAUUAUUGAGUGGCUUUCAAAGCCUCCUUCAUAUAUAAAUAAAAAAAAUAUUUAUACAUAAUAUUCCAUCUACACAUCUGUAUCGGUAUAUGUAUAUACAGAUACAUACACAUCAUUAAUUUUUGCUCGUCAUCAUCGAGCAAGAGUUAAAUAUCGUGGGAGGUAUAAUGAAGUGGUCUCCAGGUGCUCUGUUUUGCGAACAAGUUGGAGAGCUGACACGUGUCUUUUCUCAAUGGAACGAAUGUGAGCAGACUGUUGUUCUUUAUGCAUUAUUGCGACGCAUUCCGGCUGUUCAGGCCAGAUUUCUGGCCCAGGCUGUACAACAUUCUCUGCAUUCUGUUUCCGAGUUAAAUUCCCAGGAGCUCAACGCGAACAAUCCUGCUUUCAUUAAUUCUCUGUUGUCUGAAACAACGGAGACUGCUAUAAAUCAGCUGCUUACUCACCUUCCAUUAUUGCGCCCUGGAAAUUCUGAGUGCAAACAAUGCUAUUUGGUUGCUAUACCAGAAUUGGUUAGCCACUGUGUCAGCACUGGACAAUAUACAGAGCAGACUCAACAGUUAUUGAGCUAUACUCUGAUUCAUCCAGCUAUUACCAGCCAAGACAGACGAUCGUUAACUCAGUGGCUUAGACAUCUGGAAGAACGUAUUAGCGGCACACCUCCCAUUCACAGCCUUGAAGAAUAUACUACCACAACUCCUAGAUGGGAUAACAUAUGGCCGCGCGGCUCGAAACAACAGCAACAAAGUGAACAGUCCAAUGUUUUUGGUGGACAUCCAACAUCAACCUUCAACCUGCAGUUUCCAUCUCCUGUUGCCAGACAACGUCGCUCAAAUAGUCUUACUCCACCAGUUGCACCACAUCAUCUUGAUGUUGUCGAUCGAACUACCAAUGCAACCAACUCAAGCAGACAUAAGCCACGCAGCUUCAGUGUUUCAGGCGAUCAUGCAGGGAGUUUGAUUGGCUUGGGCCCACUCAGUCCCCAGAGUUCAUGUGCCAGUAGCGGUAGUGAAGGUCGUUUAGAUGAGGCAUCUACACGGUCUCUGGCUAGUGGCAUGAAAGAUAUGGCAGCAUGGCUGAAAACGUUGAGACUUCAUAAAUAUAGUUAUCUGUUUGCAACACUGAGUUAUGAAGAGAUGCUCGAACUCACAGAAGAACGAUUGGCUGAGCAAGGUGUAACUAAGGGAGCACGACACAAGCUCGCACUAUCUAUUACUAAAUUACAGCAACGACACUCGACUCUACUAGCAUUAGAACGUGACUUACUCCAGCCAAAUCGGGAAGCUAAUCAACAAGCAUCUUUCUCUCAAGGACAAGGCCUUGUCGCCAGUGCUUUGGAUGAGUUGAAAGCUAUUCUAGCAACGCCCAUGAAACCAAGUCAAGAGAGUGAUCCUAUGGAUAUUCCUACUCAGUUCACUAAGGUCGUGGGUAAAAUCUGCAGUCGUUUGGCUUUGGACAGUGUGGACGAAGGAGUGCUUCUAAGCUGUGUUACUGUUCUUGAAAAAGUUUUACAGCAUGACUGUUUCACUCCCAACCAAAAAGAGAAAAUUCAGCAGUGGCGCAGUAGGCUCGGCAAUCCAAGACCUACUCCAAAGUGGCAGCAUAGCUAUGGAUACAAUAACAGAAGAUAUUGUAGCCCUCCGCAGCAUAACCCUAACAGUAGAAAGCCAAGUUUGAACUUGGGUCAUAUUAACAAUAGUCAUGCGCACAACAGUUCAUUUACAUUGAGCACACACAGAAACAGCAUCUCUACUCCGUAUCUUCAAAAUAAUCAGAACCAGAGUUUGACUCAGAAUCAAAACAGCUUACACCCCUUACACGUCACUGAAAAGAGACCUAGCUUACAGGAAACUAGUUUAGAGCAGUUGCAAAGGAGCCUCCAACGUACAUACAGUGCGCCAAGAGAUAAUUUCUUAAGCCAGUCGAUGAGUUCAUCGGAGACAACCGAUCCUGAGAUAAACUCGCGUUUGGAGUCUCUUUGUCUCCGAAUGACGGAGCAAGCUAUUGGUGGAUUCGGCGAGGCCUAGUCCUCAGUUAUCAGCACGACAAUAGUAAGCCCGUUUAUAAUUUACUACUAUAUCGUAGUCUAUUAGAUGUCACAGUUCAAUCUGUAGUUCAACUAAAGAUACGGUGUCUUACUUUGAUAGCUCAUUUCAUGGAAAUGAUAUUUACGAACUGACUGAACAUAAUAGUUGCUAGUUAGUAGUAAGCACGCAUGCACGAACGAACGUACGAGUACUGGCCCACUGAAUACAAUUGUAUAAAUGUCUAAAAUUUGUGACAUUAUUGUUGAGAUCGUGAGAUAAUCGCAGACAUUUGCUCUAAUAAUUGAACGAUUUCCUCAUAAUUUGUAAAUCAUAUUUUUAUUACACUCUAAUUGUAUUAUUUACGAAUUGACAGAAUUUGGCAAGCCAAAUGCUAUUAGAAAGAUGGAUUCUUUCCCUUACUACCUAUUUACGAUAUAUAGGACAUAUAUGAUAUCAGUAUAUGAUAUAUAUAUAUACAGACCCAUACACCCAUAUAUAUAUAUAUAUUAAAAUGAAAAAAAAAAAAAAAAAAAAAUUGUAAAAUACAAAAAAUCAGCUGUGCGUUAUAUUGCAAUAUUUUUUUGUGUUAUCCAUUUCGGGAAAUGGAAUUCUUCUGAUUUUAAGUGCUGAGAAGCAUUAGCAAUUGCGUGAUGCAAUUCAUUUUAAUCAACGGACUGAUUUUAAUUUUUAUUAUUAUUUGUGUUUGUAGAAUUUGAUACUUGAGCCCUGCGCUUUUUGUGCAAAGCCUUUGUUCUUUUCAGUCGGGCUGUUUGUAGAUCAUAAGCAACAUUGUGUUACGUACUUUUCAAUUCCUUCUCUCCCCAAGGAUACACGCAAAUUUAUAGUGUAUGUAGACCAAGACUGUAAAGCUAGAUUGCUGACAUGCCUGGAAUUAAGUUACUUAUAUCAAUGUUAAUAUUUGUGGAUAUGACUUUUCAAUUUCACGGUAAAUUUAUUCACUGGAUCUCAUUUUAUCAUCAUCAAUAUUUUUAUUAUUAUAACUAGUACGUUUCGAAAAUCAUAUCAAAUCGAAUCAUCAUUUAGUAGGGAAUUGUAUGUGACAAAUAUUUUCCAAUGUUACAAGAGACGUUUAAGCUAAAGUCUCACUCUUUGACCAGAAUAAGGACGUAAAAUGCUUGAAGGACAUGUAUAUAUAUUUAAUAUGUAUACAUGUGGAUACAUGUAGAUAAACAUGGAACAUGGGAUACUCUGCAGUCUAGCUUUUAGAUUUGAAAAUUCUGUCGCUUAUCAUUCUGACUGUAUAUUACUAUUUUCAUUUUUGUUUUUUUUUCUCACCAGUUAUUGCGCAAUAACGAUUAAACAGCUUUUGCGAUGUCUUAAUAUUAAUUUUUUCGUUCGACAAAAUCUACUAACGUUAUUCUUAAUUGAAUGAAUGAAUAAAAAUUAAAUAACAAAUAAUUAAAUAAUCAAUUGAGUAAAUAAAUAAUUGAAUAAAUAUUGAAUUAAAAUGAAAAGAAAAAAAAUAAAUAAAAAAAAUAAAAUAAAAAAAAAAACAAUGAAAGACUGACAAUUUCACGCGUUUCGGUAGUAUAAACAUUAACAAAAUGGAAAAAAUUAUGUCCUGAUUAUACGAGACUUCUCUUUCUUUAACGUCCUACGUGCGCGUGAAUGAAACAAUUGGAAGACUGCGGAAGGGAAAAACCUGUCAAAAUAAUAAGAAUUAGAGAAAGGUAUUGAGUAGUAAGGAAGUAAUAUUAGGAUUUAGACUAAUUGAUUGGAACAUUAUAUUCUAUUAUAUUAAUCAACGUAAGGUAAUUGUUGGUAUAGCUUUUUUAUUGGAUAAUUAGUAUAUCUUGUGCAUGAUUUACGUUCUGAGAGUCAUUUGUCUGACUAUGUGUCGGAAGGUGAUUAAAAAAUCCAACGAUUAUGUUGUUGACGAUUGUUGUUUAAAUUACCUACAACGUGCCUAUAACCAGGCUGCGAAGAAUACUUUUUCUUUUUUAUAAAUUAGUGGAAAUGGAAAAAUAAUGGGGUAAAAGAACGAAUGAAAUUUGACAAGUAUGAUAUUGCCAAUACCAUUGACACUGUAAAACAUUAUUCCAACAACGUGAGGGUGAGGUAUGUGCCUGGUACGUAGCGAAAUUGAGAUUAGUCGAAUGUAUAAUUUAUAUAGAUUCUCGGUAGUCCGCCCGUUCUUUUAAAUGUACUUGGCGCGAGACUCUACCGAGUCUCUUGAUCAACUAUAGCUGAAACUGUUCGAACCAUAUCGAUGAGGGAUAACAGCUGAACUCAAAUGUCGUCUCGCUACGUAUUUACGCUUACAUUCUUUGCGGUGAAUAAAAAUUUCAAAAUCGGUUAUUGGCAGAGAUAUACGACAAUGGGCAAUUUUCCGGGGUAGACUUUAGUAACUAAGAAACUUAAAGAAGAAUGUUCAACUUUACACCCAGUUAAUUAACUUCAAUAUUAUUAUUACUAUUAUCAUCAUUAUUAAUAUCAUUAUCAUUGUAAUCAACUGUUUUUUUUUUAUGUCAAUUUUUUUUAAAACUCUUACACAUAUUAUGUAAUUAUUAUAAAAUUUGACGACACUCGACAGGCAGGCAUAUAAUAUUACGAAUUCUGAGAUGAUUUAAAGCUAGUCAAACGAUACGUUUCUAUCAGCUAUACAUUAUUGUAAUCAUAACUGUGCAUUUUUACAUUUCGAACGAGACGACUUGUACACCAUACUACUAUACAUACAAAUAAUUAUAUGAAAAAAGAGUGAAAAUGAAUUUAGCAGAGAAGAAAAAAAAAAGGAAAGAAAUAUAAAAAAAAAGACUGCUCCUAUGCUAUUUCUGCAAUUAAUAUGUCAUUGUAAUUAAUAAUCGAAACACACAGUAAUCUAUAAAGGCAGGACCUAACUAAACAGAGAAUAUGAAAAACUUUAUUUGCAAAAAUAGAAAAAAAAGAAAAACAAUAAAAAAUAAAUAUGAAUUGAAUAAAAAAAGUAUGUGAAAUGGUACCAUAGCUGACGAUUGGUCGCCUAUUGUCACUUAAUAUUGUAAAUUUGUCUAAUAUUACUAUUACAAAUAUUAUCAUUAUUAUGAUUAUGAUUAUUAUUAUUACUAGCAUCAUCAUUAUUAGUAUUAUUGAUUAUUGAUUAUUGAAUAGUCUUGGUUCAACGUCAGUAAGCAUAAUAAGCCAGAGAUUAACUUGUGACGUCAACAUCUCGUUGAAUAAUGAUCUUGUCGUUUGGGAAAAAUCGCUCAAAUAUUGGUAAUGUUGCUGUGUCGUCUACGUAUCAGCUAUUUUUUUUGCUCGGUGUACUGACGUUGUUCUUUAUUUCUAUGAAUGGCGACCAUUAUUACAUCAAAAUGAAUUAUAUACAUACACACAUCUAUAUAAACAUAUAUAUAUAAGUCGUAACUUUCGAACGUGGCGUUUUCGGCAGGGACAUAUGUUGUUCAGAUUUUAUUUUCAAUCGUAGUUGCUCUUGCUUAUCGAUGAAAUUGUGUCAAAUAUGAAUAUUGAAUAUAUACGUGGAUAUGAGUAUGACUAAAUGAGACAAAUGAACCGUCGCAAACGCUUUUUUGAAAAAAAAAAAAAUGAAAAAAAGGAACAAAAAAAUUGAAAAAAAAAACCACAAAAAUGAAAAUCAAAUAAAGAAUUAAAAAAACACAGAAUAAAUAAAUGAAUUUAUAGCCCCUAAGUUGGACAACUUGUAAAAAUGCAAUUUUUGUACUUCUAGAAAAGUGAAUAGGCGUGCGAGGGUACACAAAAGUUGUAACGUGAAAUAACAUUUUUCAAAAAUAAAAAGAAAAAAAAGGAAGUUUUUCCAUA